UCGGAUUGCGGCACCUCGCGUCACUAAAGUUCCAGUUUACUUGAUUUUUGCCAUGGAAUACAACAACAAGACUGACCUUCCCAAACCUCCACUCCAUGAUUCAAAAUGGUAUAUUUUCAAGCGUAAACGGUAUUUAGUGUCAUUUCUGGCUUUCUUUGGAUUCAUGAACAUGUAUGCCAUCAGAGUGAAUUUGAGCGUUGCAAUAGUAGCUAUGACGUCAGAGCAACUUUCAGUUGUGAAGCUCGAAAAUGGAACCACAAUCUCUGCAAUGGUACAAGAGUUCGACUGGGAUUCUAAACUACGUGGUAUGGUUCUCGGCUCCUUUUUCUACGGAUAUAUCAGCACGCAGAUCCUGGGCGCGUAUCUGAGUCGGCGCUUCGGUGGUGCUCGCCUCUUCGGGAUCGGAGUCGCAGCCUCAGCGCUGUUUACCCUGAUCACGCCGCCUUUGGCCAGACUCAACGUCUACUUCUUGGUCGCUCUCAGGAUUCUAGAGGGUAUGUUUCAGGGAGUGACAUUUCCGUGUCUUGAUGCUGUUUGGUCACAAUGGGCACCGCCGAUGGAAAGGACUCAACUUGCGUCUAUUGCAACCUCUGGGAUCUAUGUCGGAUUAGUUGUCACCAACCCUAUUUGUGGGAUCCUGGCCCAAAUAUUGGGUUGGGCAGCCGACUUCUACGUCACAGGUCUCAUAGCUUUAUUUUGGUCAAUAAUAUGGUUUUGGGUCGUGAAAGACCGACCAGAGGACGACCCUCAUAUAUCUACCGAAGAGAUGAAUUACAUUCAUGCCUCUUUGUCCGGCUCCUCUUCAGAUAGCAAGAUGUCAGUUCCAUGGAGAAGUAUUUUAACAUCAAUGCCUGUCUGGGCAAUCGCGGUUGCCAUGUUUACCGAAGAUUUGGGUUUUUACACGUUGUUGAUGCAACUUCCAACUUUUAUGAAAGAAAUGCUGAACUUUGACUUGGCUGAGGCUGGGCUUUUAUCAGCUUUACCUUAUGUGGGUUCGAGUCUAAUGAUGCAAAUAGCAGGUUUCUUCAUCGACUGGGUACGGGCCAGCUACCUAACCACUAAGCAUGCGCGGAAGUUUUUCCUUUGCACUGCUUUUACCUGUCAGGCCAUCUGCAUCUUCAUCGUCUCAUACAUGAGCACUUCUGUAGGAGUAGUUCUCUGUUUGAUAAUAUCUUGCAGCGUUGCAGCUUUUGCUAUCUCUUCUUAUGGUGUAAAUAAUUUAGAUAUUGCCCCGCAGUACGCUUCUAUUUUGAAAGGUUUAGAUAACACUUUCUCUCAACUGGCAGGAGUGAUCAGUCCCACACUUGCAGGAUACCUUGUUCAGCACAAGCAUGAAGCAUCCGAGUGGAAAAAUAUGUUCCUGAUCACCAGCUGUGUUUACAUUUUUGGUGCUAUUUUUUAUGGUAUUUUCGGUGACGGGGAAGUCCAGUCUUGGGUCAAGAACGAAGCGCGUUUACUGAGAGGUAAAAAUGAGCCGAAGGAAACCGAAAAACAAGAAGCAGAAGUGUAAAAUAAGAGACUGUUUUGAAAAUACAUCCGCCUUCUCCGCUAGGUCCACCCAAUGUGUUCAAUGUAUGUUUCGUCGUGAUAAUGAUGUACACUGUAGGAGUCUUCGGUCUUUUCCUUUGAUAAUACAACAUGUAAUUCAACAUUUUGUAGAGGAAAAAUUGAAAAAUGGAGAAUGCAGAAUGCAGAAUGGAGUUACGGCGUUUUUGCUGUGGAAGUCAGUGUACUACUUUCGUUUUUUCUCAAGUUCUAAAUAAUUUCACACGAUUCCAUUAAAAAAGCUAGAAUAGGCUGAGAUAGAACUGAAUGGACUUGAGGCAGUUGGACGAAGCAACAAUGGCACAGGGUGUCAAAAGUCGAAGUUUUGAGAAUUUGGGAAGGGUGUGGACUGAAGACGGUCAGAAUGAAGAAGUUAAGAAAGCGGAAAAUUGUUGCGUCGGUCGCGGUGGGCUGGAAGAGCGUCAAGCGAGGGAGUUUAGCGCGUUUCAGAGCCGGGCCGAUUUGAAACGCCACCACCACACGGCCACGCGACUUUCCACGCAACACUAAUGAAUGGAGCCGACGCACAAUGGUUUGGAUCGAUAAGGGUUUGAAGAAAAUAUUUAAGAGCCUUCUAGCAUGAGAUAUGGACUGUGAAGGAAAUUAAAAGUAAAAAUUUUGAAUGGGCCAUACUGCCGUGUUGAGGAAAAACGCCGUACGAGCCUUCAGGCGUUGCCAAAUUUCCUUCGGCAAAUAACCAAGUUUUGGGUAUAUUCGUGAAUAUUUUUCCUCCGAUUUUUUUUGGAGAAUUGCGGCCGUAAUUUGAUCUAAAUAGUCCGAAAAUUUCAAGGAAAAAUAUUCAUUAUUCUCUGUUAAAAUAACUAUUUUCUGAGAGGAAAUUUGGCAACACUUGAAUGCUCAUACGGCUAUUUUCCUUGAUACGGCAGCAUAAAAUACGGUCUGAACUAGAAAAAAGCGGCACAUUUUUUCCCCUUCAAAAUAGACAGAUUUAAUGUUAUACCUGAUGCUGUUAUAAUGAUUUUAACACAGAUCAUAGCUACGAAUAACAUAAUUUGUAUUUUCGCCAUUUAACUAAUGGUGAUUAAAAACACUCGUAUCAAGUUCAGGAGUUGAUUUCCCAACUUCCAGUUGUAAAUUUCGUUUUCCUCGUGAAAUUUUGAAGAGAAAACGUGAUUGUUGCCCAGAUGUUACAGUUCAUACGUUGUUUGGAGGCCUAUUGACUUCUCUAACAUAUCGAUUCAUAAACUUCGAUUUGCUCAUCAACUUUGUUCAAACGAUGCAAAUCGUUGGCUUAUACGUUUUGAUUUGAUCAAGACACAGGUGUAUGUGUUUUUACGGAAAUAUAGAAUGUGAUACUGAAGAAAAAA
This is a messenger RNA of Bemisia tabaci, 2873 nucleotides long. RefSeq names its product sialin. Gene Ontology annotation, cellular component: membrane. Gene Ontology annotation, molecular function: transmembrane transporter activity. The record is from RefSeq and is a predicted model, not a curated record. Gene Ontology annotation, biological process: transmembrane transport; monoatomic anion transport. Lineage: Eukaryota; Metazoa; Arthropoda; Insecta; Hemiptera; Aleyrodidae.